Messenger RNA from Peronospora matthiolae, 678 nucleotides. The record is from the annotation of a GenBank genome assembly. Lineage: Eukaryota; Oomycota; Peronosporomycetes; Peronosporales; Peronosporaceae.
AUGCGAUGCGCGAGCAAGGCCGCCGAGAGCGCGUCUGCACGUCUCUGUGCGGACGCCGAAGCAGAAACUACAGCAACUGAUGUCUCAUCGGUUGCUGAAGCGACCCAGCCUGUGUCACUUGGUGAUGCAGGCGCUGGUCAUGAAGACACUCAUGUCUUCACAGAGUACGAGCUCGGUGUCUCGUACUCUCCUGAUACGGAAGACGGAUCCGUAUCGACGGCGAUCGAAUCCAAGCCGCCUGCCAAGCGUGGCAUGGAUGAUGCUAUGCGUCGCAGCAUCUUUGGUUCAUCUGAUUCAUCAGAUGAACCAUCACCGAAGCGAAGGCGCUCGAGGUCGCGAGACUCGGGCGCUCACAGUGGUGUCGAUUUUCCUGUUGACACCACUUCGCAACGAGGUGCCAGUCCUUCUGUCGGCACGUCGCAGGAAGAGCGGGACCGCAAUGUCUUGCGUCUCGCUCAUGAGAAGAAGGCAUGGAUGCCUCCGAAAUCUGUCAUGGAUCACUUGUCGGUGACGACGAGUGAUCGUUAUCGUACACGGUUGUUCGAUUCGUCAAGGAUCCAUCACCUUGACCCCAGCGCGAAGAACUAUCGCGCUGAGCAUGAAUUCUUCAUCGAUGCUUUCUUUAAGCAUCGAUGGUACAGUGGGAAUCACAAACGUGAUGGUCCCUCACUACUUUAG